Molecule: messenger RNA, 912 nt
Organism: Trichoplax adhaerens
Lineage: Eukaryota; Metazoa; Placozoa; Uniplacotomia; Trichoplacea; Trichoplacidae
Exons: 10
Coding region: 1-912 (303 amino acids)
Biological process (GO): regulation of transcription by RNA polymerase II
Cellular component (GO): transcription regulator complex
Molecular function (GO): transcription coregulator activity
Source: RefSeq, a predicted model, not a curated record
AUGCCUAUUGCUACUCAUAAAACGAUAGUCUAUAAGACUCCAGAAUUGACUACAACAACGUAUGAAGCUAUAAAGUCUUAUAUUGCACGAAAAAAUAGUCAAGAAGGCACAGAUGGUAAUAAGGAGGAACAAAAGGUAAGCCAUCAACACUCCAACGUAGAAGCUAGUUCAUCAAACAAGCUAGAUGCGACCGUGAUUCAACAACAGCUUCAGGCUUUGGAAGUGAAAUUGGAGGUAUUGAAAGGCAAAAAGCAUAAUCUAUUUCUGGAAUUAAAAAAGGUAUUACAUGGAGAAGAUAAUAAUAGGAGAAAUGUUAAAGAACAAGUUAAUGCUGAUACAAAUCCUUCGAAGCCUGCUGCUACAUCAACUGAAGCGGAAGGCAACAGUAAGCCAAGUUCUGCAGACAGCGCCCAUGGAGAAAUUUCUGCGAUCGAAACCAUCACUACUACUGUAAAGCGUGAACGUGAUGACUCUACUAAUAAUGAUGUAACUCCAUCGCAUAAACAGAUGAAGUAUUCUAUGCUGCAACAAAAUUAUCCUUAUAGCCCCUUUUACAUGCAAAACUAUCGGCAUUUUAACCAUAAUAAAAAUUACCGUUCUCCACAGAAAAAUCCAGAGGAGCAGUCAUUUACGAGACCAAUACAUGUCCACCCACACCUUGCUCAUGGAAUAUCUCCAUUCCAUCUUCAACAAAGAUUUGCAACCAACCCUCAACAACUUCUUCCUCAACAGCCGUCUCCAAUGUUUUUUCCUGGUCAAAUGCAUCCUCUACUAAUGCCACAGAUGGGACUACCGUCUAUCCAGCAGUCUCUAGUUAUCAACCAGUGCGAACAACUCCUCCGACCACCCAACAUGACACCACCGUCAGUAGAUGGCAGUCGUGAUAAGCCCCCUUUCUACUCCAUAAUUUAA